AUGACACUCUCUACAGCCAUGACCAUCACUGCCCGCGUCGCCGUCACUGGCUUCCUUUCGGUCUCUUGCUUCAAACGGGCUGUCGUCGACAAUACCGCUCAGGUCCUGUCUAAAGCAGAGAAGGCUUCCGCUGGCCUCGUUGUAUACUCUGUCUGCUUGUCGACGAUUACGCUGGUUCUCGCCGCCGACAAAGCUGCACAGAGGAUCCUCAGCAACGAGCCCAAGCAUAGGCCCGCCACUUCAAAGGACGACGACUCUCUUCCGUCCAUUAAUGACACCACCACCUCCCUCGCACCUCAGCCUCUCGAACCAUCUCAUUUGCAGCCAUUUCUGUCUCCAUCUCAAUCGCAUUUAAUCGAAUCGGCGGAAACAAUAUCCGUCUCAAUUUAUACUUGCGCGCCUAAUGAAAAGACCACUGUAGAACCUUAUAAUUUGCAGCCAUCUCUGAAUCCAUCUCUAUUGCGUUUAAUCGAAUCGACGGAAAUAACGUCCGCUCCAAUCACGGGUUCUAAUAUUUGUACGCCUUGCAUUACUCCCACUUCACCGGACCUCUACUGCAAACGCCUUUCUAUCGAUUCCAGCACCACUCUUGUACCCCAUGACGACGACCCGGUUACUCGCGUCUUCUCGGACGAUGAUGCCUCAGAUGCCAACGACUGUGAGCCGUUUUGUGACGAGAGCACUAUCCAUGAGGACGAUCGUUCUGAACCGCAGCUUCAGAAGGACCAUGCACUAGAACCUAUGUUUGUCACUCUAAUUGCCAAAAUGACAGCUCUCACUCUCGAUGACCCGCCUCGUCUUUCCAAGCUUCGACCACUCAUUCUAGUCAAUCACCGCCACAAUGUAUCUACCGUCCAUUGUGUUCCGCUUCCUGCACCCGCAUAUUCUGUGGACGCAUUGGCCCGACGUUUGGAGGCGCGCUCUCUCUCCGAUACUCCAUCUACCGAUCCUGGCGUCGUUUUUCCUGGACCCAGCUGUCCCAUCGGUGCGCUGUCUCUCGGAGAUCGCCCGGCAUCCACCUCGAAGCUGAAGCCUCUGAUACUAGUCACGAAGCACGCCACCCCACACUUCAAGCUGGCUCCUCUCGCAACUAGUCUGCUUCGACAUCCACGCGGAGCCAAAUGUAUUGGCCUUUCUCACUAA
Messenger RNA from Suillus discolor, 1143 nucleotides. RefSeq lists its product as uncharacterized. NCBI's taxonomy places the organism in Eukaryota, Fungi, Basidiomycota, Agaricomycetes, Boletales, Suillaceae. The transcript has 2 exons. The record is from RefSeq and is a predicted model, not a curated record. The coding region runs from base 1 to 1143 and encodes 380 amino acids.